CCUCGGUUCAUGGACCAAUACAGAUAUCCGCGAGUUGAUCAAAAUGUUUCAUUAUAGAACCAACGCCGUAGACAAAGAUAUGUCGGACCCUAAGGAAAUAGAAUCGUGCUUGGCUACAUUCACUCUUACACGGUUUCGCAGGACUCACGGCGAAAUUCUGGGGAAAAUAAGGCAUUUCAUCAGGAUGUACAAUAGGUUCGUCUCCUUUAUUUCCCAAACCCAGAUCACCUACAACGUCGAGUCCAAUCUCGUUCAUAUCCAAGGAAACUACAACUACAAUAGGGAGACAAUGCAGAAAACAAGAUUUAGGUUGGAUAGGUUUGAGCACUACGAGGCGAUGAAGGAGGUGUUGGAUGGAAGUGCCAUUGAGUCGGUGGCUUGGGGUUCGAUACUCGGUUCCUGAUGGAUGUCUAGAAAUGGUUUUCUUUUUUGGUUUUUGAUAUAUCUGUUGUGAGGCCUUCUUUUUUUUUUCAACGGUGUACAUUUAUAAUUAAAUCUUAUGUUUGGAGGCUUCCAUUUUGUCAUGCAAUCAAUGUUCGUUAAGUAUUAA
Messenger RNA from Salvia miltiorrhiza (redroot sage), 550 nucleotides. RefSeq lists its product as uncharacterized. NCBI's taxonomy places the organism in Eukaryota, Viridiplantae, Streptophyta, Magnoliopsida, Lamiales, Lamiaceae. The record is from RefSeq and is a predicted model, not a curated record. The transcript is spliced from 2 exons. Bases 44 to 403 code for a protein of 119 amino acids.